AUGGAUAUUGUGGGAGCACUACCGAAGUCUUCUGGUGGACACCUGUACAUCUUGGCAGCAACUGAUUACUUUUCAAAAUGGGUUGAAGUUGUCGCUCUUAAAGAAGUGAAGAAAAAGAAUGUUAUAUAUCGCUUUGGCAUCCCUUGCUAUAUAAUAACAAAUAAUGGCAAGCCAUUUGAUAACAAGUUAAUGAACAAGAUUAGUGAUCUCUUUGGUUUCAAGCAGCGUAAAUCUUCUAUGUAUCAUGCUGCCAAUGGUCUUGCUGAAGCAUUUAAUAAGACCUUAUGCAACCUUCUAAACAAAGUUAUCUCCAAGUCCGAACGGGAUUGA
Solanum pennellii is the source of this 330-nucleotide messenger RNA. RefSeq lists its product as uncharacterized. Gene Ontology annotation, biological process: DNA integration. NCBI's taxonomy places the organism in Eukaryota, Viridiplantae, Streptophyta, Magnoliopsida, Solanales, Solanaceae. Bases 1 to 330 code for a protein of 109 amino acids. Gene Ontology annotation, molecular function: nucleic acid binding. The transcript has a single exon. The record is from RefSeq and is a predicted model, not a curated record.